Amphibalanus amphitrite is the source of this 6744-nucleotide messenger RNA. RefSeq names its product SR-related and CTD-associated factor 4-like. Gene Ontology annotation, molecular function: RNA binding. Bases 595 to 5496 code for a protein of 1633 amino acids. The record is from RefSeq and is a predicted model, not a curated record. Gene Ontology annotation, cellular component: nucleus. The transcript has 21 exons. Lineage: Eukaryota; Metazoa; Arthropoda; Thecostraca; Balanomorpha; Balanidae.
AAGUGACGCAGUGUUGCUGGCGUGGUGUGUGGCCGUCGGCGGCGUAUUGUGUGCAUGAUUGAAGUUUUUAGUGAAUUUUGGUGUUAAAUGUAUGAGGCUCUGGUGAAAACAUGUUUAUUUAACAUAAGGAACAUCACAAGACUUGAUUGAAAUCAAAAAGUCAGCUUGACAUUGUACUGGAAGAACGCGGGACGGUGGAUCCGAUUCGGUUGUGCUCAGGCCACCGAAAGGUUGUGAAGUGUGAACUUGGAUUUUUCAUAUCAAAGUCACUUGCUAAAUAUAAAAAUUGCACCAUUUUCAGAACUCUAGAUGUUAUUGUAUCAGAGUCACCUACUCAAUUUGUGGUUAUGAAGAUUAAACUGGCCAUGAAGGCCUCGUCAGUGUUGUUCGGCAAGUCAAAAUUCUGCAAGUGCUUCAGACUUUCAUGUGUUUUAUAUUGAAGACAAGAUGGGCAAUAGAUAAAGUCCUUUGUUGAUGCUUAGGACUGAUUGUUGAUUACUCAUAUUUGUAUGAGUAGAAAUGUGCCCAUAAUUUGCUAGCAGUUUGUAGUUUGCAUUCAUUUCUUUGCAAUAGUUAGCACCUUCAAGAGCAGCCAUGGAUUUAGUCAAGGCAUUCAAUGCAGAGCUCACGUCGCUCUACGACCAGAAACCCCCGAUAUCCAAGGUGAAGAUGACAUCGCUCACCAAGGGGGCCAUUCGAGCCAUCAAGUUUUACAAGCAUGCUGUACAAAGUGUUGAGAAGUUCCUCCAGAAGUGCCGCACCGAGUACAAAAUUCCUGGCCUGUACGUGAUCGAUUCGAUCGUGCGUCAGUCCCGCCACCAGUUCGGCGUCGACAGGGACGUGUUCGCGCCCCGCUUCGCCAAAAACCUCUCCAUCACAUUCUACCACAUCUUCAAAUGUCCGCCAGAGGAUAAGAGCAAGGUGAUCCGAGUACUGAACCUGUGGCAGAAGAACCAGGUGUUCCCGCCGGAGGUCAUUCAGCCCAUAUUCGACCUGGCCGACCCAGAGAGCGCCACCAGCCGCGCCAUCGAGCAGCAGAUUCUGGCCAAGGAGCAGCAGCUGCAGCAGCAGGGAACGCCGGCGGCGACGACGGCCGCGGCCGGCUCGACGCCCUCGGGCGCGUCUGCGGCCGGCGGCGACCAAAUGACGACUCCGUCGGCUCGACAGGCGGACGGCGGUGGUGGCGCGCAGGUGGAUCCCACUCUCAUUCAGAAGCUGCACCAGCUGCAGUCGCUGCUGGCACAGCCCACCGCCACCCCGGAGCAGACGGGCCCCAAGUUCAACCAGCGGCUACUGGAGGACGACUUUGACUAUGACGAGGAGCCGGACGGCACGCCGGGCGGCGGCGGGGCGCUCAAACAGCCCGAGCAGCCCUCGCUGGAGACUCUGGGCACGCUUCUCACCAACCCGGACGUACUCAAACAGCUACAGGGCCUUCAGCAGACGCUGCAGGCUCAGAAGCAGCUUGAACAGGCCGAGCGCGAGCGCAAGUUCCGCCAGCAAGAGGACGAGUUUGACAAACAGCUGGCCCAGACGGUCGGCAACCUGCCGUUCGCCAGUGAGAUAGAGCUGAAACCGCCGGCGCCGGGAGAGAUGGCCAUGAUGUCCACCGCUCCCCUCUCGGCCACCGGUGACCGCGACAUGCGUCUGGAGGUGCCCGAGCUGGCCGUGCCGGCGCGCCGCCACCAGAGCCCGCUGGAGGAGGGCGAACGGGGACCGGACACGGACGGCGACGAGCGCACCAGGGACCGGGACGAGCGUGACCGGAGCCGCCGGAGCCGCUCGCGCUCGCGCUCCCGCCGUCGGCGCCGCUCCCGCUCUCGCAGCCGGUCGCGCUCGCGGUCCCGCGGCAGGAGGUCGCGCGGCGGUCGCGAUAGGUCGCGCUCCCGCGGCCGACGCGCGCGCAGCCGCUCCCGCAGCAGGGAACGAGAGCGCGAACGUGAGCGGGAGCGGGAACGAGAGCGUGAGCUGGAACGGCUGCGUGAGAAAGAGCGAGAAGCAGAGAGGGAGAGAGAGCGGGAGAGGAAGAAGCGUGGUCUGCCCGACCUCAAGGCGGAUCAUCUGGGAGUGUGCAGUACCACACUCUGGGUGGGCCACCUCUCAAAGCUGGUGCACCAGGAGGACCUCAGUGACCUGUUCGGGGAGUACGGUGACGUGCUCAGUAUCGACCUGAUCCCGCCGCGCGGCUGCGCCUUCAUCUGCAUGAACCGGCGACAGGACGCGGCGCGCGCGCUGCUCAAGCUGAAAAACCACAAAAUGCAGGGCAAACCCAUCACGAUUGCGUGGGCGCCUGGCAAGGGCAUGAAGGGCAAGGACUUCAAGGACUACUGGGAGGUGGAGGCAGGCUGCUCGUACAUCCCGUACAACAGGCUGACGCUGAUGAGCGACCUGGACGCCAUGGAGGAGGGCGGCAUGAUCGACGAGGAGUCGGUGCCCGACUGGCUCAGAGGCCGGUACCAGCAGCUGCACCAGAUGGACCAGCUACCUGUGUCCUCCGUGCCGAUACCGACCGAGCUGCAGCCGCCGCAGGCGCUCGGUCUGGCGGCGCCCGUGCCCGGCGCGCCGUACGGAGCCCUGCCGCCCACCAGUCUGCCGCAGCUGCAGCCGCCUAUGGCGGUCAGCCAGAGCGAGCCGCCCCAGACGAGCCACCCGCCGCCGCUGCUGCCCUCCGGACCGCCGCCGGUGAGCAUGGGCAUGAACGUACCAUUUGGCGGCGCGCGGCCGCCGCUGCUCAACAUGCCGCCGAUGGGGAUGCCGCCGCCGUCGAUGUUACCGUCAGCCAGCAGCGUGCUGGGCCAGCCUCUCAUGUCCGCGCCGCCCGGCGUGACCAACCAGCAGCUGCAGCAGAACAUACCGGGACCGAACAUAUCACAGAGCAUGACGCCGAACAUACCUCAGAGCAUCCCCCAGAGCAUCACUCAGAACAUGCCGCCCAACAUGCAGCAGAACCUGCAGAAUCUGCCUCCGAACCUGGCCCAGAACCUGCAGCAAAGCCUGCAGAACCUGCCGCAGGGCCUGCAACAGACCCUGCAGAACCUCCCCCAGGGCUUACAGCAGAGCCUGCAGAACCUACCCCAGGGUCUGCGGCCGAACCUGCAGAGCCUGCCGCCGGGCCUGGGUCCCACCCCGCUGAUGGGGUCGGGUCAGAUGGACCUGCCGCCGCCGAACCUGCCCGGUCUGCCGGGCCAGCCGCCGCGCCACCUCAUCACAUCGACAGCAGCCGGACUGCCGCCGCUGUCUGGCCCGCCGCCCAUCGCCUCUCUGAUGGGAGCCGGUCGCGGCGGCGGAGGUCUUCUGCCGCCGCCCACCUCUCUGCUGGGACUGCCGCCGCCCGGUGUCGCGCCGACCGUCCCGGUGCCGGCCAGCGCCGGCGAACCGAUGGACCUCGAGACCGACUCGGGUCCGCCGCCGCCACAGACCAACGGUCGCAGGGAGCCCGACUCGCCGCCCAGGGGGCCGCACGGCGGCAGACGCGAGGAGACGCCGCGGCGCCAGCGGGGCAGCCGGUGGGGAGCCGGACCUCCUCCCGAGGAAGACACGCCCAAGAAGGAGGACAGCACCAAAAAGGAAAAGGACGAUGCCGAGGAGCGUCACCGCUCGCUGAUGUCGCGGCUCACAAACCUGGCCAACACCAGUCUGAGCUCGCUGCCGCAGCGCGAGCGCGACAGGCAGCGCGAACGCGAGCGCGAAAAGGACCGCGAGCGCGAACGCGAGCGUGACCGCGACCGCGACCGCCGCGGGGGCGGCCGAGACCGGUUCCGGCGGGACCGCAGUCGCGACAGGGAUCGUGACCGUGACCGUGACCGUGACAGGGACGACGACCGCAGGCGCAGCAGCCGCUGGGGCGACGACGACCGCCGCUCGCGGGACUCGGGCCGGUCCCGAUCCAGAGACAAGGAACGCUCCCGGGACCGCUCCAGGGACCGCUCCCGGGAUCGAUCUCGGGACCGCUCCCGGGGACGUUCUCGGGACCGACGGACCGAGCGGUCUGCGGACCGGCCGUCGUCACAGCCGCCGCCGCCGCAGCCGCCGUCACAGCUGCAGCCGCCGUCACAGCUGCAGCCGCCGACUCAGCAGCCCACUCCCGCUGCUCCCGCAAGCGCACCGCUGUCCUCAUGGACGACCGUGGAGCCCACUGAGCAGCCCAAGCCGGUCAUCCCGUCCCUGAUGGCUCCGCUGGUGAUCCCGCCUCCCGGGGCCGCCGCUCAGCCUCAGCCGCCGUCUGCCGGCGCUACCGCUCCACCUCAGCCGCCGCCUGCCGGCGCUGCCGCUCAGUCGCAGCCGCCGUCUGCUGGCUCCGGCUCCGACAAACCAGCUGAUACUCCGAGCACGACUGACACCCCGGCUACGACUGACACUUCGGGCACGACUGAUGCUUCGGCAGCGACAGCGCCGGCACCGGACACGACCACCGCCGCUACUGCUGACAGCGGUGACGGGGAAGCCAAGAUGGAGACCAGUGAAGGAGGAUCUGCGUCGGCCGCACCCACUGGGGACGCCGAGACUCCGGCAGAGAAGGCGGAGGCGCCGGCUGAUGGGGCGACGCCCGCGGCACCGACGGGAGACUCGACCCCAGUCCCCGCCCCGGCUCCGGCUCCGGCUGGCCAGGAGGGAGCGCAGGCGGCUCCGGCGGCCGCCGAGCAGUCGGAGAACGCAGCCAGCGGUGAGGCGACGACCGGACACAGCGAGCCACCGGCGGAUGCGCCGCCGACCGAGCAACAACAGCAGCAACAACAGCCACAACAGGAUGCCGCUCCGAGCUCCCCGCGGCGUCUGUCGUUGGGCGUCGAGCCGCUUAUGGGCCGUCGACCGGGCCCUGAAUUCGACGGUCCACCGCGCGGCCGCCGACCCAGCCUAGAUUUCGACGGUCCCCGCCGCGGCCGGAGACUUAGUGGAGGGUUUGACGGUCCGCCACGGGGCCGGAGACACAGUGGAGAUUUCGGCGGCCCUCCCGACUUCGAUGGCCAUCCGGAUUUUGAAGACCCACGAGAUUUCGACGGCCACCCAGGCUUUGAAGGUCACCCGGAUUUCGACGGCCCGCCUGAAUACGACGGCCCGCCGGAAUACGACGACUAUGAUGGUCAUCCCGACUUUGAUGGCCACCCGGAGUUUGACGGUCACCCGGAGUUUGACGGGCCUCCGGGCCGCGGGUUCCCGCGGGGCCGCGGCAGGCCGGGCAUGUUCCGCGGGCCCCGGGGAGGGCCUCGGUUCCCGCCGAGAAUGCUCGCCGGACCCGGCCGGCCCGAGGACGAGUUCGUCGGUGACCGGCUGCUGCCGCCGGUCGCUGUGGACGCCGGGUUUCGGCCGCACGGCCCGCGCCGACCGCCGCCGCCCGGUAUCAGGGGUCUGCGACCCAUGUUCCGUGGCGGACCCGGAGGACCCGGUCGGGUUCUGAGGAUGCGGGGUCCGCCCGGACCCGGAGCGCCCCGGCCCAUGGGGAUGCGACCGCCAGGUCCGUGGAUGGAGGGCGGCCGAGGACCCGGCCCCCGCUGGUGACGAACCCCCCGGACCCGCGAGAUGGCUGCAGCCGCCGCGCCGGCCGCGCCCGCCCACCGCCUGUGAUAUACCGAGGUACUCGUCAGCCGCCCACCUGAGCUCAGGACCCGUCGUCGCCGCGUCAUGCCGAUCAUGUCCCGCUCUUUCUAUCUCCGCCUUCUAUCGCGCGUGCCGCCCGCGACUGCAUUGAGCUCACCGGCUCAAUACAUUUUACAUCGAGUCAGCCGAGCAAUCUUUGGAGGCACCCGGGAGCAGCGGGCCGGGCGGCGGACGGGGCGGGUCGGCGGGCGGGCGGAGCACGGUGGCUGUGUGAGUGUCGAACUGUCUGAGGCCGGAGGUAAGUCGCUCGGGCUCGGUCGGCCCCGACGCUUCGGCGACUCGGCUCGGCUCGACACGGCGGCGGCGGCGGCCGGCGGCGGACUGAACCAGCGUCUGGGCUCAAACGGAGCCGCAGAUGCAAGGUAGAGUGCCGACCGAGGACACAUGUGUCUCAAUGUGUGUGUGCAGCGGCGGUGGCGGUGGCAGUGCCGGCCAGCGGCUGGCGGACGCUCUGCGCCGGGCGGCCGGCGGACGAAGACGGGCGGGCGGCUCGAGCUGGCUCGCAGACUCGCUCGGCCCGACAGGAGGCUCGCUGGGCCUGCCACGAGGCUUGCUGAGCGGGUCAGGAGACCCACUGAGCUGGCCAGGAGGCUAGCUUAGCCGGUGCGCUGGUUGGCGGAGAAGAUUGACAUUUGGACGGCUUUUGUGUGUGAGCGCUCGCGACUGUGUGUGCUGGUCCGCUACUCGGGAGGUCAGGGCUCUCGGCAGGUGCAGUGCGUAUCUCUGUGACGUGUUAAGCGCGCUGUGUGCAGGGCUAGAGGUCGUGUCUCGUCUGGCCGACGCCCCACGCCCGGAGCCCUGACCUACCGACUUGGGCCGGACGCUGUAUGACUGUUGCUCUUUGUGCACCUGAUCAGAGGCAGUGGGGAUUGCUGACUCGGUCAGUUGUGACAGAACGUACUAACCACACUGCACUAGGCAGUGGAUGAAUAAUUCGGGUGGUGUGCACAUGUAUAGUUCAUAGGUAGAUGGCUUUUCAGUUUGGAUAAUCCUGCGUGUACGAAGACGAUGGCAUUGGAUCGGUCAUAUUCAGCUUGCGCACGUUUCGGUCAAACCACAUGUAAUCCUGCGGAAAUACAGUUUGCAUAGGUCUGUUUCAUCAUUGUAGGGAGUAGGCACGCUUCUAACAAUAAACCCUAGAUUUAUCAA